GAAAAUUUUAUAUUUUUUGUACGAUCAUUUUGUGUGUGUUUAUUUAUUUUAUUUCAUUAUACAUGUAUCAUCUGGCUAACUAGCUUAGCCACAUCUGGUGUUAAAUGUUUACUAGAGCCCAUAGGCAUCACCACAUGAACACGACCUCGCACAUUAGUACAUGAGGUCGGAAAAUCAAUUGUAUUUUAUAACAGCCAUCUCAUUCUUAAAACGGGAACUUAUGACCGCUCCGUGAUAGCGACAUGCAGUGAUUUCCCGAACUACGACCAUCCUUUAUCAGCAUUUUCUUUCACAGAUAAUCAACUGGUAUAAAAUUACUAUCGAAAUGCUCUGUCGGCAUUUCGUUCAGUGGAGUGACGGCGUUUGCGGCUUGCGACAAAAAAGUUAAUCAAAAAAAUGUUCGGUCCGCGCCGAUACAGUUCUGUGUUAGUGUUAUUUGUAGUGAUUUUCCUAAACGUGAAAUCCUAUGCACAACAGUGCUACGUGUGUCGGGACUGCAACGUGGUCUCAUCAGAACACAUUCAAACCUGUAGUCCCAGAACGACAAACUCCCCACAAGAAACAGAUGCAACUUCCACCCUAAAAGCUGAAACAACCACUAACAGUUAUAAUACAGCAGAUCCUGUUACAACAUCUACAACGGCUUCUCCUACUGAAACUACACAAUCCACAACACCACCAAAUAUUUACACCGUUAUUACUUCUUUGCCAGAAUUAACAACAACUACCUCAGAACAAUCUCCAACAACAAUUACUGUACCAACUGACACAUUAUCAACUGAUGUCUCUCAAACUAUAACGGAAAGCCUGCCUGUAAUAACAAAUACUAUUUCAUUUCAAACGACGUCUCAGUUACCUAUUGAAACAACUUCAGCAAUAUCUCAAACAACAACGAAUUCAGCAAGCGAAAUAACGGCUGUUACAACUGCUAUGCCGUCCGAAGCGACAACAUCAGCACCACCUCAAACAACUAAUAAUAUCCAAACUGAAAGAACAACAACUGUGCCUCAAACAACUUCUGAUAUACCAAUCGAUAUAACAACUACUAUAGCACCUCAAACAACUACUGAUGCACCAAACGAAAUAGUAACAACUGAACCGUCUGAAACUACCACUAAUGUGCCAAGGGAAGCAACGACAAUUGCAACCCAAACACCUACUGAUGUUCCAACCGAGAUAGCAACUGAACAGCAACCAAUAACAACCGCUGCAAUUUCGGCAGAAACUACCAUCGCACCGAAUACAAUUAUUUCGGUUGAUACUACGAUAAUUCCGGCAGAAUCUACACCAUCUGAAAUGACAACAUCCGAAUCUAUUAACAUUAGUCCCGAAACAACAACUUUAUCAUAUCCAGAAAUAACGCUGGACGUAACAAGCAGUACACUUUUGCCUGAAGAAACAACAGCUAACUCAGCGCUUCCAUCCACAGUACCACCAGCGACAAUUUCACCUAUUGUAACCACGACUACUGCACCAAUUGAGUUCACAAGCACAGUCAUUUCAGCUUCAACAACCAAUCCCCCACCCAUAACAACGAACGGCUAUACAGAAAUAUCAACAAAUUUACCAACAACAGUAAUUCCACAAACUACAGAUUUGCCUACGACGGAAUUUAGUGUUACAACAGGUUCUCCCGAUCACAUAGUAACUGAAAGAAAUCCCAGUGGGCCACUAAUAACUAGGGAUGAUUCAGAUAUUCAAACGACCGAAUCACAAUUACCUCAAGAUACGAAUGCUCGUGUUGGAUUUUUGAGAACAAUUAGAUCCUUGAAAAGUGGUUCAGAAAUUGGCUGCGUCACGACAACGUAUGAAGAAAACGGAAGAUUGACUACUGUUAGAGGUUGUACCCACACCAGUGACGAUCCUGAGGUCAGCUGCCGUGAGGUCAUCGGCGACAAUUUCAGUGGAGCAUUAUCGUCUUGUAAAGUAUGCACUGGCGACUUAUGCAACUCCUCCAACAAAUCUACAGUAACUAUUAUAUUACUGAUAGCUAGCUUAAGCUUAGUUAAGUUUAUUGUGUAGAAUAGAGGUGGCUAAUAUAACCAAUAACCAAUAAAUUUACCGGUAAAAAAAAUUAACACUUCUAUUCGAUAAAUAAAAUUACCCAAAACGGUUAAAAAUACCGUUUACCAAACACACUGCGUGUAGUGGCAUAGGCAAUUAUUGGAAAUUAUAUUUAUGCAAGUUUCAACUUUAUUUCAACACGUAAGAUUCAUUUUCGCCUUGCAGAUGUCUUCAACUUAUCAUGUAAAAAAUAUUGAAUUUUAUGAUUUCAUUGUAUGCUCUAUACCCCUCAAAAUAAAGCACAAUAUUUAAGUUGGUGUAUUUUACAGUUAAUGAUAAUUUUUUUCGUUAAAAAAUUGAAAUGAAACGAUAUUUUUACCGAACGCGAAGAUGACGUGAUUGGUUGAUUUUUUAAACGUAAUAUUUUGUUUGGUACUUGACAUUUUGGUGGCUCAGUGCAUCUUUUCUAUUAUUUUGGUAAAGUUGUGUUUUUGUAUUUUAAGAGAUUUGUACUUUGUGUUUGUGUGUUUUGACUUUGUUUUUGUGUGUUUGAGACUUUGCUUACUUUGUUGUUGUGGAUUUUUAAAUUGUAUAUCUAAUUUAAAAUGCCGAAACGCAAUGCAGAAAUAUGGGAUCAUUUCGAAAAGUGCUAGUACCAUUCAAGUUUAACAUUAGCAAAAUUAAUUUUUCAACGAAAAGAUUUACCGGUAUUUUCAACCAAUAAAAAUAUCGGUAAUUUUUUUUAUCAAUUACCAGUUAACAGAUAAAUAAAUUCAACCGUUAACGCCAUCUCUAGUGUAGAACCGUCCUUUUUAAAGAGGACCAGAAUAUUUAUCAGUAUACAAACUGUGAACAAAGAGUACGUAUUUACGUAUUCGAAAACUGACUUUUUAUAAACUGUUAUUGGCAACGAUAUUUUUGAAAAACUUAAUGUUGGGACUUCCUUUUCCUUAUUCCUUCCUCAAUCCCUAUUCACGCCAUCUGUUGACACUACAAGAAAAACUACGCGCGUAUGAAAAUGGCGCGAAGAAGUGAGUAAAAAAAACAUGGUGCCGGUGCAAAAACAAUAAAAUUGUUAUUUGUUGAUCAAUUAGCACAUAUAACUCUCGCCAGUGAGAAAAUGGAAUAGUGCAUCAACGAAAUACAGAGUGAGUCCUAAAACUUAUCCUUUUCUCAGUCCCAAACAUAUCUAAAUACAAAACACUUAAAAGUGAUCAAUGAUUUUAAUAGGACCAAAUAAGAGGUGCAUAAUUUUUACGUGAUAUAAUUUGUUUCUGCUAAAACUUUAAAAGAUAUAUAAUGUGUAAUAUAAAAGUAAAUUAAUUGAGCUUCGCACACUAAAGUUAUAACAAUAAGAAAAGAAUGGAGUUUUCAUAAAAACCCAUAAAUGAGUUAAAAAUAUGAUGUAAAAUAUUAUGUAACGAAUUGUUUGAUAGUUCACGGUCGUUAUAGUUUAUUUUGAUGCAAUUUCGAAUGAUUGGCACUUACUUUUCAAGUGCGUUUGCAGCGGUCUUAGCUUCCACGUAGUAGUUUGAAGUAAUUAUAAUAAUAAUAAUAAAACUUUAUUUAACACCAUAUGUACAGAGUGAGCAAAUAAAACAAAUAAUAGUCGGUGACAUAAAUUGGCGGUGAAGUAAUUAUAUUACUGACUACCUUUGUUUUCCUAUAAACAAAGCUGAAGAAGAUGCUAAGCAGCGAUGUUAUAAAGCUGAACCUUUCGAGUCGUAUCACAUAUUAAGGCGGCAACUUUGAAAAAAAACUGACAACCGUUUGAAGGAAAUAAAUAUAGAAACAUUGUAAUCUUAGUAUAUCACUAAAUCCAAAUUGAAGAAUAGCUCACAAAAAACAUAGAGAGAAUUCUCUGUUUUCACUGUUUUUCAAUUAGCGAUUUGAUUAUCUCCAAUGAGAGGGCUAAAACGGCAAUAAAGUGUUAACCUGACGUAAACGAAACAAGAUUCACUGGUUAAGUUUAGCAUAAAUAUUUUUCGUUCAAUUACGUUCAUAUUUCGUGAAUCCGCAAUGUAAUGUGUCCGCUCUCAUAAUUCAAACGGGAAUAUUGACGCCUUCGACAUGCACACGUCAGCUUAUUUCCAAGUGUGAUACAUUGCAUGUAAUGCAACAGCAUUGGAAUAAAAAAUAUUAGCGCGAUUGCUAUUUUAUACGUGAUUCCGCCUUCCAAUUGUCAGGUUUUCCAUACAGUUUCUUAAAUAGUAAAUUUAGAUGUUUUUUUCCCUGUUGUACUGUAAAUCAACACGCACAGUUCUCUAUGACGGAGGGUAUAAAAUAAAUAUAUUAAUUGAAAAAAGUUAGUAUGCAUUAUUAUUUCCUGCGAUAUUUAUGAAUUGUGUUUGAAUGUCUCUUUGAUUAAAUUAUUGUAAUGUCAACUUUUGUAUAAAUUAAUUAAAAAUAAUUUUCCCCAAA
Bombyx mori (domestic silkworm) is the source of this 4425-nucleotide messenger RNA. RefSeq names its product mucin-5AC. The transcript has 4 exons. NCBI's taxonomy places the organism in Eukaryota, Metazoa, Arthropoda, Insecta, Lepidoptera, Bombycidae. The coding region runs from base 397 to 2022 and encodes 541 amino acids. The record is from RefSeq and is a predicted model, not a curated record.